Messenger RNA from Salvelinus fontinalis (brook trout), 3030 nucleotides. RefSeq names its product lethal(3)malignant brain tumor-like protein 2. The record is from RefSeq and is a predicted model, not a curated record. Gene Ontology annotation, cellular component: nucleus. Gene Ontology annotation, molecular function: zinc ion binding. Lineage: Eukaryota; Metazoa; Chordata; Actinopteri; Salmoniformes; Salmonidae. Gene Ontology annotation, biological process: regulation of DNA-templated transcription.
GCAGUCGUGGGUGAACAGGGCGUACAGGAGGUGUAAGAAUAUGUUGAAGAUAAAUACAUAACGCAGAGACGGAGGACGAGAGGUCAAAAGGACGAGAAGUCAAUAGAGUAAUAACAAUUAAGGGAAAUUGUGUUUUUUCUGUAAUAGGGAAUUAUUGAUCACUGGUUCAGAGACAUGGGAGGAAUAUGUCUUCUGAAAUAGGAUACUUGUUAUUUGGCCAUUGGCAAGUUUUAUUGCAAGGAAUUCUAAUUGGUCAACCACAGGCUAGGGCUGGGUUAUAAAUCUACAUGCUUUCCCUUUGUUCUGUGGAGAGAAUCACUGAGAGAGCAUCACUGAGGACAGGGGAGAAUGACAAUCUACUUCCCCAUAUGAUUUGUCCUCUUUGAACAAACCUAUUUUCCUCCCCCUGAUUUGCUUUGGAGUUUGUGUUAUUGAAGAAUAACAUAAAUUGCUAACAGAGGCAGACGCCCCCGUGUUGGUCAACGUGGCGAAUGUGUUGUUGCCUACCCUGGAUGAUUGACUUCUGUGGGGUUAAUGCGUGAAUAAUGUGAUGACCCUGUAUCUACAAAUCUUUUUAAAACCCUGUUUUAGCUGUGUGUGUGCAAUUUGGUGCCUCUAUCACCAAAGUUACAAUCCAAAAACAUAGCUGCCUUACUACAUGGAAUUUUAUGGCUCAGCUUCCAACAUUAUAACAUCUAUGGCACAAUAUGGGCCAAUAAUUGAAGGUAGUGCUUUCAAAGUGGGUUAUAUUAUAUAUCAUUUGUAAGGUAAUUUCAUGACCUUUCAGAACCACUUGUCAAACAAAGUUUCAAAUGUAUCAGGGGUUCAUUUUUAAAGAAACUUAUACAUGUAAUUCUGAUAUGUACCCUAGAGGUCAAAGGUCAAAGUUAUAUUGACCUGAGCAUUCCCGAAAAAAUGUCAGAUGGAUAACUGUGAAUCUAAACGUUCCAAUGAUAUAUGAUUAGAGGGUAUAUGUGAGCAAUAAAUUGUUGAUUGAUAUAUAAGUUGAUCGAUUACAUUGGUUAAUUGAUUGGUUGAUCAUGCCAAAAUAUUUCUGAUCAUACAAUACCACCAGUCCAGAUCGCAGCGGCAUGCCUGAAGCAGCUGAAAACUACAACUCCCAGAAUACCUUUCACAGGAAUAAACACGAAGAAGCGAGUGCAGCCCCAGGAGCAGUGGUAUGACAUCACAUGAGACAACAAGAAGGAACUGCCUGACAUCAUUCUCAAAAGAGUCCAAUCACGUGCCAGAAGACGAUGCCCAACCGCUGUGUGGCGUAUGGGUGUGGCAAGUCGUGGGAUGAUGGUGUUACUCUGUACAAUUUCCCCAACAAUGACACAGAGGAGUUUCACAAAUGGGAGAAGCAGGUCCAGCGGACACGGAGCAACUGGACCGCCUCGCCGAACUCCCAGCUUUGCUGUGAACACUUCGGUAAGGAGUGUUUUGAAAACAAGCCCUACCCCGUCCUUAAGGCUCUCGCUGCCAAAGGACAGCUGAAGCUGAAGUAUGGGGCUGUCCCCACAGUGUUCAUACGGCCCCCCUGCACCUCCUGUGAGGGCUUCGGCUGCAACGUGUGCACCCCCAAAGCCCAGAGACGUGGCGUCCCUGUAGAACCACAGGAAUAUGACACGGAGGAUGUUGAGGGGGGCCCUCUGCAGUCGGAUGACACUGACGCAGAGGAUGACGAUGAAGAUGACGACGAAGAUGAAGAUGAUGAAGAUGAGAUGGAUGAUUCUUUUGGAGAUUACUACUCUGCUCUCACUAUAGAUGACGGACCGGUGGUGUGUGAGAUGUGUGGCUUCAGCGGGACCAGAGACACCUUCUAUUCCAAGACCAAGCGUUUCUGCAGCGUCUCCUGCUCCAGAGCCUACUCCUCCAACUGCAAGAAGUCCUCUAUCCUGGCACGACUUCAGGGAAAGCCUCCCACCAAGAAGGCCAAGGUGCUGAUUAAGACUGCCUGGUCCACUCAGAUGGGGAACAUGAUUGCUUCUCUGGGAAGCAGUCAGGACAACAGCUCCAGCUCUACUGGACAGGAUGUUGCAGCAACAGGAAACUUUGACUGGGGUGCUUACCUGGAGAAGGCAGGCUCUCUUGCUGCUUCAGUGGCCUGCUUCAGACAUGCGCCACUCUGUGCCCAGUGGGAUGACAUCACAGUGAGGUUAAAGGUAGAGGUCCUGAACACUAGUGCCAUCCUGCCCAGUAAAGUGUAUUGGAUCGCCAGCAUCAUCCAACUUGCAGGCUAUAAAGCUCGGUUGAGGUACGAGGGCUUUGAGGAGGACAGCAGCCAGGACUUUUGGUGCAGCCUGGGUUCUGGAGACAUGUACCCUAUCGGAUGGUGUGCCAUGACCGGCAAGCUGCUGGUGCCACCACAGGCUGUGCACCAGAACAUCUCUGACUGGAAGGAGUACCUGAUGAACCGGCUGGUUGGAGCCAGAACUUUGCCUGUGGACUUCUAUAUGAAGCUGGCAGAGAGUAUGAAGUGUCCGUUCCGUACUGGCAUGCGUGUGGAGGUGGUGGACCGCACUCUGGUGAGCCGAACACGGCUGGCAGUGGUGGACACUGUGACCGGAGGCCGCCUAAGACUGGUCUAUGAGGACGGGGAGCAGGAGGCCAAAGGGGAGCCCCUCUCUGACGUCUGGUGCCACAUGUGGAGCCCCCUUCUGCACCCAGUGGGCUGGUCCAGCAAAGUGGGCCACGUCAUCAAACUGGCUGACGUUGACCACCCAACAUUCCGUAAGGUGUACUGUGACAGCGUCCCCAUGCUGUUUAAGAAGCCCAGGACUGUGUACAUGGAAGGAGGCUUCUUUGAGGUGGGAAUGAAGCUGGAGGCCAUCAACCCUGUAAACCUGGGCAACAUCUGUGUGGCCACUAUACACAAGGUGCUGUUGGAUGGCUAUCUGAUGGUGGGCAUUGAUGGCACAGAUGGGUCGGGUGAUGGGUCUGACUGGUUCUGCUACCAUGCUUCCUCCCAUGCCAUCCUACCCAAGGGAUACUGCCAGAGACACAACAUACAGCUCACACCACCCCCUG